Messenger RNA from Thecamonas trahens ATCC 50062, 594 nucleotides. RefSeq names its product polypeptide deformylase. The transcript has a single exon. NCBI's taxonomy places the organism in Eukaryota, Apusomonadida, Apusomonadidae. The record is from RefSeq and is a predicted model, not a curated record. Gene Ontology annotation, molecular function: peptide deformylase activity. The coding region runs from base 1 to 594 and encodes 197 amino acids. Gene Ontology annotation, cellular component: mitochondrion. Gene Ontology annotation, biological process: peptidyl-methionine modification.
AUGGACGGCAUCCGCCUGGCGGGCGAUGCAGUGCUGACGGCAGUGGCCGAGGCGGUGGUCGACGUGGCCGACGCAGAGCUGGUCGCCGAGGUUGCUCGCCUGCACGCGGCGCUGGCGGCGUUCCGGGCGGCCAAGGGCUUCGGACGGGCCAUCGCUGCACCGCAGAUCGGCGUCAGCAAGCGGUUUGUGGCGCUGGAUCUGGGAAGUUCCGCAGAGGGGACCGACCUGGCCGACCUGGCUGCCGCCGGCCCGUUCACCAUCUUCAAUCCCGCCAUCGUGUGGCGCUCCGAUGAGACCAUGACACUGUGGGACAACUGCCUCUCCUUCCCGUGGCUCAUGGUCCGGACCCAGCGGGCGGUCUCCAUCUCGGUCACUUUCCAAGAUGCUGAUGGCGUGACGCACACGGCCCAGGCGCUGCCGCCCGCACUCUCCGAGCUGCUGCAGCACGAGCUCGAUCAUCUCGACGGCGUCCUCGCGCUCGACAAGGCUAUCCGGGACGACGGCGUCAUCUCGUUUGUUGCCCGCAACCUGUAUGACGCCGAUCCGGCACGAUACAACACGCUGGUUGAUUAUGCUAUCGAGCCGACGGUGUGA